CGCAGCAGCCUCACGAGCCCCGUGCCCGGCCUCAUCGCCCACUACCAGGUCCCCACCCGCCGACUCCGCCGUCAGUUCGGCCCGAUCCCGCGCGGAACGCAUGGUCCGCAUCCCCAGGAGGGCGGCCGAGGGCCGCUGAGCGCAGGGCUCUCCUCCGCCGAUGCGCCCGGCCGCCGGGGCCGGGGGUACCCCGCCGCACCGGGCCCGGGACUGAGCCGCCCCCUGCGUCCGGAAUGCCCGGCCCGGCCCGCCGCCCGCUGCUGCCCAGGGCCCAAGCCCGCGCGGCGCUCACGCAACCCGGCGGCGCCGCGUAGCCGAGCGGGAGCCGUGGCCGCGGGAGGCCCGGGCGUGGGGCGUCAAGGUCACCAGCCCGACGGGGCGCACGCCGCCACUGCCGCCAUGGAGGCCAAGGUCCGACCAAGCCGACGCUCGCGCGCGCAGCGGGACCGCGGCCGGCGCCGGGAAGCUGCCCGUGACGCCCGUGCGCAGAGUCCGUCGUCGGGCGACGAGCCCGAGCCCAGCCCCGGCAAGGAGAACGCGGGCCUCCGCGGCGCGCCGCCCCGCGCCACCCCCGCGCCCCGUGCCGUGCGUCCCCCACGCCGCCGCCGCCGCGAGUCCAGCUCGCAGGAGGAGGAGGUCAUCGACGGCUUUGCCAUCGCCAGCUUCAGCACCCUGGAGGCCCUGGAGAAGGACAUGGCCCUGAAGCCACAGGAACGGAAGGAGAAAUGGGAACGUCGCCUCAUGAAGAAACCCCGAGAGUCUGAGAACUGCCCACCUGCAGAGCCGAGUGAGCACAGGCGGCCCCUGGAGGCGGGCAGCCCCAGGCAGGACUUGGAGCCUGCCUGCGACGGGGGGCCGAGGAAGGUCCCACUGCAACCCUCCAAGCAGAUGAAGGUCACCGUGUCCAAAGGAGGUGACCGGGACAGUGAUGAUGACAGCAUCCUUGAAGCCACCAGCUCCCAGCGGAGCAGCUCUCGGGACCAGCUCAGUGACAGCUCAGCGCAGGCGGUCUCGGGGAGAGGCUACUCUUGUGACAGCGAGAGUGGCUUGGAUGAUAAGGCUUCAGUGGGUUCUGAGAAGCUCUUUGCCCCAGCAGCUGAUAAAGGCCCCUCGCAGCACGAGAAGCCAGAGGCUAAGGCUGGGGCAGUGCCCAAAGUGUCGGGCCUGGAGCGAAGCCGAGAGCUUAGCACCGGGUGCUUCCCACCUGCCAGCCCUGCACCCCUCGCACCCUGCCCAGGGGCCCCGCCUGUCCUCGCCAGCUCCCUGGUGAAGAAAGAGGCCCCGGCUCCGCCCCGCCAUACCCUGCAGCCACCGCCAGCACCCCCUCAACCCCGCGGCGUGCUCCAGACACACGUGCCUGCGUCCCUGGGCGCCUUCGCAGGCCCAGGACCUGGCCCAGCGGUGCCCCACAGCCUUCACGGCCUCAGGAGCAGCAGCACGGGCAGUGGUGCCGCCCUGGGCCCGGCCAAACACGUGUCGCUGUCGCAGCACGGGCCAGGCCCCCACCUGUCUACCUCACAUCUGGCGCUCAGAUCCCAGGCGCAGCACCAGCACCACGCGGCAGCCAUGUUCGCUGCCCCAGCAACACUGCCCCCACCCCCAGCGCUGCCUGCCAGCAGCCUGGUCAUCCCAGGACACCCGGCCGAUCACGAGCUGCUCAGGCAAGAGCUGAACACGCGGUUUCUGGUGCAGAGCGCCGAGCGGCCUGGUGCCUCCCUGGGCCCGGGGGCUCUGUUGCGGGCGGAGUUCCACCAGCACCAGCACACGCACCAACACACACACCAGCACACACACCAGCACCAACACACAUUCGCCCCCUUUCCCGCAGGGCUGCCCCCGACGCCGCUCACGCCGCCCGCUGCACCCCUGCCGUUUGACAAGUACACUCCCAAGCUGGACAGCCCCUACUUCCGACAUUCCAGCGUGAGUUUCUUCCCGCCCUUCCCUCCCGCCAUCCCUGGACUGCCUGCCCUGCUUCCACACCCCGGUGGCCCCUUUGGGUCUCUGCAGGGUGCUUUUCAGCCCAAGACUUCAAACCCAAUGGAGGUAACAGGCAGGGCCAGUGCUGUUCACACGCUCCUGCAGAAAGCCCCUGGGGUCUCUGACCCAUACCGGGCAGUGGUCAGGAAACCAGGGAAGUGGUGUGCCGUGCACGUGCAGAUCGCGUGGCAGAUCUACCACCAUCAGCAGAAAAUAAAGAUGCAGUUGGAUCCGCAUAAGCUGGAUGUGGGCACCAAGUUGGACCUGUUCGGCAGACCCCCUGCCCCAGGCGAGUUUGCUGGAUUCCACUAUCCACAGGACCUGGCCCGGCCACUCUUCUCCAGUGCAGAUGGGAGGCCUCAGAUGCACUCUUUGGGCCUCUGUCGACUUGGCUUCCCUGCAGGUGCUGCCCAUCCUGCCACCAACCCCUUCGGACCCUCGGCCCCCCCUGGCAGCUUCCUGCCCACUGGUCACCUGGCAGACCCUUUCAGCAGGUCGAGCAGCUUCGGGGGCCUGGGCAGCCUCAGCAGCCACGCCUUUGGGGGCCUGGGCAGCCAUGCUCUGACUCCCAGCAGUGGCAGCAUCUUUGCCCCCAAGGAGAGCUCCUCAAUGCACAGCCUGCCCAGCCCCCAUGAGACCUGGAACCGGCUGCACCGGGCACCACCCUCCUUCCCCACGCCACCCCCAUGGCCCAAGUCCAUGGACACCGAGCGGGUCUCAGCACUGACUAACCACGACAGAGAGCCAGACAAGGGCCGGGAGGAGCGGGAGCGGGACCUCCUGGAGAAAACACGCCUGCUCAGCCGGGGCUCACCAGCGGCCCCCAUGGGUCACAUGGUCAGCAGUCUUCUCCUUCGAGGCCAGGGCGGCCAGAGCGAGCUGGGCCGUUCCGGGGUUCCCACAGAGCGUGAGGCCGAGCCCCGAGUUAAAGAGAGCUGUUCCCCAGCCAAGGAGGAAGUGGUCAAGCCAGCAGUGCGCCUGCCCUCACCCUGCAGCAAGGCGACCUUGGGCGACGUGAAGGUCAAGGAGGAGCGGGGUGCGGAUGAGGCGCCGGAGCCCCCAGCCUCCGGCCUGCACCCUGUGCCCGUGCCGCUGGGUAUGGGCCGUGAACGCCUGAGCGCACCAGGCUUCGCUUGGGAGCCCCUGCGGGAGGCCUACCGCGGCCUGGAGCUGCCCCGGCGCGCCUUCCCUGCUGGCCCAGGCCCCGCCAGCCUCUUCGAGCCCCCCGAACGCACAUACCGCGACCGCGAGCCACACGACUAUAGCCCAGAGCACCUGCGGCUGCCGCGCCGGGAAGAGCUAGAGCGCCCGCGGGGCCCAGGUCUGGACGGCACCCCACACCCACCUCCUGCCCUGAGCGCACCGCACCUGCCCCGCCUCGGACUCCUGGCGCGGACCCCGCCGGCUGCCGCCACAGCCGCGCUGGGUGCCCCGCCCCCUCUGGUGGCCGGGCCCCCCACACCACCUGCGCCACGGAGCAGGACUACCCCGCUUGAAGGCCUUGGGCCAGGCGAGGCAUGCGGGUACUCUCCAUCCCGCAACCCUCCUGAGGUGGAGGCGCGGUAGUCCCGCUGCCCCAUAGACACUUUCACACGUGCACUGCUGUAAACUUUUUUAAAUGUAAAUUUCUAAAACUUAAGCACAGUUCCAUCAAAUCUUGGGGUUGACAGCUCUUCCGCAAAGCCUGCGGACUCGGUGAAUUUACUGUACAGCUUUUGGGGGGCGGGCUUUUCUUUUCUGAGCUUGACAUUAGGCUAUUGGGAAAAAAUUCAAGUUUGUACCUUUCUUUCCCACAGGAGAGAAGCAUUUUUAAUGAAUUUGUAUUUUUCUUAAUUUUGUGCUCUUUAGACACUUAACCAAAAAAGAAACUUUUGCUUCUUGGUUUUUAGUUGGGAUUUGCAAGGUAAUGGCCUCAGAUCUCUCUCCAGAGCCCCAGGGUUUCAUUGUCUUAUUUAUGGAGGAAAAAACGGUCAUUUUGUCCAACGCACUGUGAGGCUCCCCACUCAGGCCUGGCCCUGGCCCUCCCUUGGUACUUGGAACCGAAGUUACAGAUAUAUAUUAAAAUAAUAAUUAAUAAUAAUGUACAAAA
Otolemur garnettii (small-eared galago) is the source of this 4069-nucleotide messenger RNA. RefSeq names its product fibrosin-1-like protein. The transcript has 19 exons. Lineage: Eukaryota; Metazoa; Chordata; Mammalia; Primates; Galagidae. The record is from RefSeq and is a predicted model, not a curated record. The coding region runs from base 400 to 3546 and encodes 1048 amino acids.